CCUUGGACGGACAAGAGAAGAAGAGAACCACCAAGUAGGAGUGGGACGGGAGUCCAUGAGCGUGAUGGGAGAGGAGAAGCAUAACUCUAGCUGGGUGGUGGAUAUGGAGAAGAUGCUGGCAGAUGACGAUCCUCAGUGGAGGAGGAUGCAGGCAGAGCGAUGGGAGGCGCAAUCCAUCUACCGGGUGCCAGAGUGGCUCAAGCGCAUGAACGCAAAGGCCUACCAGCCGCGGCUGGUGUCUUUGGGUCCCUUCCACCACGGUGACUCCAACCUGCUGCCCAUGGAGGAGCACAAGCGCCGCGCGUUGGUGCACCUCAUCAAGCGAAGCAAAAAGCCGCUCCAGGAUUUCAUCUCUGCCAUCGACGACGUGGCGGAGGAGCUCCAGGCAGCAUACGGGGUGGACCUCCAUGGCAAAUGGCGGACCAACCGAGAAACCUUCAUCGACAUGAUGCUCAUGGACGGCUGCUUCCUGCUGGAGAUGAUGAGCGGCCCUUUCCAGGAUUACAAGCCGCAUGAUCCUGUCUUCAGCAUGCACGGCAGAAAACAAAUACAUGCCAUUAUCCUGUCCGACAUGCUACUAACUGAGAAUCAGCUGCCUCUGCUUGUUCUCAAGAAGAUCCUGGGUGUUCUGCGUCCUAACUAUCCGGUGCAGGUAAACCGUGGUCCAAGGCAACAUUUUCGAAACCUCAUAGUGCUGGAAUGCCUACGCCAGGGGCUGCAUGAAGGUCAUGACAUUGUGGAGGUUUUUCAGUGGCUACAGGAGGUUGCAAUGGAUAUUUUUUCAAUAGAGGUUGAAAUGGAUGUGGAUAUAAACCUCAUGGUGCAGCAGUGCAAAGAUUUCCUUACCGAGGCAAAUACCGACAAUAACAGGAAAUACCCACCCCCCAUGGUAAACAACCCUACCAUACUAAAUCUCAACUCUUAAGGUACUGUAGUGUACUUCAUUACAAAACGUUGAGCGUGGAGCAAUGAUUGACAUCUUGGCAAGUAGACAUUUGAUCAUUCAUACCUCACAGUACGCUUUUUUUUGACACACCAACUUUUAUCCUAUAAUUUUCAUAUGACUAUCAUGGUGGCCCUUUGCAAAUUCGAGGGCGACUAUUUUAGUGUGUUGGAAAUGACUGAGAAAUAAUUAUGCUUUCAUAGAUCCUACUACAAAGAACUAUGUGACUUCUACAUUCACGAAUAGUGUAAGACAUCUCCAAAUAAGACGUGAGUGCUAUUUCAAAACCAAUUUAGUUUGCUUAAGUGUUUGAGAAAUAAAUUUAUUUUUUCAUAGAUCCUGCUACAUAGAAUUCCACCACUCUCACCUUCACGAACACUAUAAGGCCAUAUCCAAAGGGGGCGUUAAAAACUUGGUGCAUGCUAAGGAUCGAAAUCCUAUUUGUUUAACAUUUUGGGGGAUAUAUUCCCCACCAAAAUCCUAGUACCAAUGCUUAAUUUCAAGUCCGACGCUUAAGUGAACUAUUAACGCCUUGUAGGUUGUGAUGCAAUACCAUGCCACACUUAACAAUAGCUUAAUUUCUCCCAAGAUAAGUU
Triticum dicoccoides is the source of this 1539-nucleotide messenger RNA. RefSeq names its product UPF0481 protein At3g47200-like. The record is from RefSeq and is a predicted model, not a curated record. Bases 56 to 925 code for a protein of 289 amino acids. NCBI's taxonomy places the organism in Eukaryota, Viridiplantae, Streptophyta, Magnoliopsida, Poales, Poaceae. The transcript has 3 exons.